Molecule: messenger RNA, 751 nt
Organism: Dermacentor andersoni
Lineage: Eukaryota; Metazoa; Arthropoda; Arachnida; Ixodida; Ixodidae
Cellular component (GO): membrane
Molecular function (GO): ATP binding
Source: RefSeq, a predicted model, not a curated record
ACGUGGUGCGAGUGAAGAAACGUUUUCACCUUUCGGUAAGGUCGUGGGCAGUGCAGUAUAUCGGCAUAUCAUCAAUGCUGGCCUUCGGUCCAGGACAGUGAAGAGCGACAUUCUUCCGGUUAUACGAAGAAUCAAAAGCCGGCUUCUUGUCCGCCAUUUACGUUCUUCGCUGCACAAAUGGACUGGACACAAUUCCGGAUUUCACAUUUUAUGCGGCUUCGUACGCGUACUGUGGUAUGAGGCUCUCUGGGUGGUCAUUACAGGAUUCGCAUUCUUCGCAAAUUACAUGAUCCGGGUGCCGUUACUUGAGGCACUGAUUGAGGACUUCAGCAGUCAGCCUGACCGAGCGUUGACCGUGCUUUUUGUAUCGAGCUGCGUGAUGGACGUGUUUCUCUCUGGUUUCAUGGAAUACGUAUCCCUGCGAUGCACCGUACAACUAAAGGCCCUCAUGGAAGCAGCGCUGUUCACGAAGACAACGCGCAUGAGUGCCCGCGCCCUUGCGGAGACUCCCACCGGUUACCUCGUCUCUCUGGUGGGAGUGGAUUGCGCACAGCUCAACGUCGCUGCCAUUGUGAUCUCCCAAUCUGUGAGCGGCCUCCUCUGCUUGCCGCUGGUCUUGUGGAUGCUGGCCAAGCGCGUCGGUGUUCUGCCCGUCAUCGGCUGCGUCGCCUGGCAGCUGGCAUCUCUAACUCUUUUCAUCCCGGCCUCGAAAGUGCAGACAGGACUUUGGGCAAGUACUUUGCCCCACUGA